This is a messenger RNA of Postia placenta MAD-698-R-SB12, 1014 nucleotides long. RefSeq lists its product as hypothetical. The record is from RefSeq and is a predicted model, not a curated record. The transcript has 2 exons. The coding region runs from base 1 to 1014 and encodes 337 amino acids. NCBI's taxonomy places the organism in Eukaryota, Fungi, Basidiomycota, Agaricomycetes, Polyporales, Adustoporiaceae.
AUGUCGAGCAACCUACGGACGUAUGCGCAAGUCUCCGCAGCUCAAGGGUAUUUACGACACAUGGCAUCCGCGCCCAACAUGCCUAAGUAUCUCCCGUCGACGCGGGUCGGCUCCGUCUCGCGUAUGUCCAGAAUCCCGCACGACGGCGCGCACCCGAUGCCGACCCGCUGGCUUGAAUCCGUCAGCAAGGCUGUGGCGGGGACCGGCCAUCCCCGCGCGCACAUCGGCGGCCCGCAAUCUGCGCGUCACUCGAGUAGGCCAUCAUCUCGCGCAUCACGGCCGAAACGGGAGACAAAGUUCGCGCUAGGGCAGACGCGUAGCGUAUCAGGCGCGCCUCCUGGUUUGAUGACAUACCUCUCACCCGCGGGAAAGGCGCCGGGCGCGGUGAGCACGGCGAAUGUUGUGUGCCGAUCUGCGCCGGCCUCUCGCUCGUCCUCGCGUGUGGGCGAGCGGAAGAGCGGGCCUCUCAAGGGAUGGGCACUUGCCGAGGUGACCAAUCGAGCAGGCAAGAAGCCGCGGCGGCAGAGUAAGUGCGACGGCGUGCCGGUGCUCGCGAGUACGUGCGUCGAGAAUGAUGAAUGGAGCACCCAUUGGGUGGACGGGCGGCGCGUGCCCCUGUCUCUGAGCGGCGCGCAGGACGGGCUGAGGAUGGAUAACGAUUUAGAAAACGACGAUGACGAUGACGAUGACGAUGACGCCGAGCUCGACUUCGCGCGGCUGCUCGUCCCGCCGAAGCGCCAGUACUCGAUCCAGAGUCUGCGUCGGCACAUACACCGCAGCCAAACCAACUUGCGCGAGCAGCGGGACCUGUGGGGCGACGAUGACGGAUAUGGCACGCAGAGCCGUAGCCGGCGAGAGUCGAUAGAUGACGAGGAUGGUCAUGGCUGGGAGGCAAUGGGUGCCCCUGGCUUCGGCAACGCUAAGAGAAGACGGGGUCUGCCCGGCGCAUGGGCAACACUGUGCCCGAUCCAAACGCAAGACGAGGACUCGGAAGAAGACGAACCCAAGGACUAA